AUGGGAUCCCUUGAAACGCCCGCCGACGCUUCGAGACUCCUCAUCGCCGCUUGGUCCGACAACAGCUCCGGCUCUUCCCAACCGCCCCUCUCCCGGCCGCAUCCGUACCGCUCGGCGGCCCACAACCCCAGAAUGCUCGACAAGCAUGAGCGACGGGACUUUGAAACAUACAACAGCAGUGAAGAUGCGUUCCACCAUCUCAAGCACAAGCAGCCGCAUCGCUCGGUCGGAUUCUGGCACCCGCACAUGAGCAAGGUCCGCGCCCAUGUCCUCUACUUGUGGGCUCGCACAGGUACAGUUUUCCAGUCCGGUUCACCUGCAAGUUUUCCUGUAUGGCUAACCCCGGAUCGAAUCGUAGUGUUGGUCCUGGUCGUAGCCAUCCUCGCGAUCCUCUCGCUGUACUGGGCCGUGCUCUUCCGCGUCGAGGAUAACCUCGCUGCCCUGGUGGUCCACGUGGUCGACUUCGACGGCCAGAUUGCGCCGUACAAUGAUGUUAAUCCCGUCGUUGGUCCAGCUGUGACCAAGCUCGUCGACCAGAUGCGCCAGAAGCCCAUGGCCAACCUGGGGUACACCAUCCUCCCGGCGUCCGACUUCAACAACGACCCGAUCGCCGUCCGCGAAGCCGUCUACGACUGGAAAUCCUGGGCUGCCGUCGUUGUGAACGCCAACGCGACAGCUCUACUCCAGCGUGCAGUCGAGACUGGCAACAGCAGCUACGACCCGACGGGUGCCGUGCAGAUCAUCAUCCAGACGGCGCGGGACCAGACAACGGUGCAGAGCUACAUCCUCCCCGCGCUCACAUCCUUGGUCGACGAAUUUGGCGCAGUAUUCGGUCCAAUGUGGGGGCAGAUGGUCAUGGCAAACACCUCGUUGACGAGAGAGAACCUGCAAAAGGCGGCGACGGCUGUGAACCCAGGUGUUGCGCCCACGAUGCUGGAUCUCAGGCCCUUCUCGCCGGCCACGGCUACGCCAGCCGUCAGCAUCGGUCUGAUCUACCUGAUCAUCAUGGCCUUCUUUUCGUUCUCUUUCUUCCUGCCCAUCCACAUGAAAUACAUCAAGCCCCAGGGCCACCCGCCCCUGCACUUCUGGCAGCUGAUCAUUUGGCGCUGGUGCGCCACCAUCGCGGCCUACUUCGUCAUCUCCCUGACCUACUCGGCCAUCUCCCUCGCCUUCCAGAUCCCCUUCUGGCCGGGGCCAGCCUCCCACACCGAGCCCCCGCCGCCCUGGGGCGCCACGGCCUAUGGCCGCGCCACCUUCGCCGUCUACUGGAUGCUCAACUUCGCCGGCAUGACGGCCCUCGGCCUCGCGUGCGAGAACGUCGCCAUGCUCGCGGGCCAGCCCUGGACGGCCCUCUGGCUCAUCUUCUGGGUCAUCACCAACGUCUCGACGUCCUUUUACGCCGUCGACCUGGCGCCGGGCUUCUACCGCUGGGGGUACGCCUGGCCGCUGCACCACGUCGUGCAGGCGAGCCGGCAGCUGCUGUUCGACCUCCGCUCGCGCGUCGGGCUCGACUUUGGCGUGCUGCUUGCCUGGUGCGCCGUCAACACGGCGCUGUUCCCGCUCUGCUGCUACUUUAUGCGGUGGAACACGGAGCGCGAGCAGAGGCAGGCGGAGAAGGAUAAAGACCGACUCGAGGCCGCCGCCAUUGAGUUAAUAUCUUACACGACACACAUCCAUCAACUUGAAGAGAACGGACCCGAGACUGAAACCGACAACUUCUGA
Messenger RNA from Thyridium curvatum, 1722 nucleotides. RefSeq lists its product as uncharacterized. The record is from RefSeq and is a predicted model, not a curated record. Gene Ontology annotation, cellular component: membrane. Bases 1 to 1722 code for a protein of 573 amino acids. The transcript is spliced from 3 exons. Lineage: Eukaryota; Fungi; Ascomycota; Sordariomycetes; Thyridiales; Thyridiaceae.